This is a messenger RNA of Oldenlandia corymbosa var. corymbosa, 222 nucleotides long. The record is from the annotation of a GenBank genome assembly. Lineage: Eukaryota; Viridiplantae; Streptophyta; Magnoliopsida; Gentianales; Rubiaceae.
AUGAUACUCGCGGUACAUUUGAGUUUGUGGCAUCCUGAUGAUGUCAAUUUGCAAUGGGAUAUUAUGCAUAACAAGAGAAACUCGGUUUUCCAUGUGCCUUCUUUGAUCCUUGGAGUUGGAAUAGCCGCCGGAUGUGGAGCAUUAUUGGUGUUUGCUGCACAAAACAGGUCUCAUGCCGUAGUAAGCAAGACAGGGAGACUGCCAAGAUUCAAGAUGAAGUAG